ACAUGAAAUCCUUCACACAAGAUGUUUACAGACCUAGAAAAUAUUAUUGGAUUAGCUUUGAAUAACGUAUAUGAUAGCAAUAAUUAUUUAUCAUAAGAAAUGCAUUAAAUAGUAUUUAAUUAGACAAAACAAUAAGGGUAUUGGGGUUUGUUGCAAAAUUUUAAGUAUGUUUAAUGUUUAAAUUCAUGCGAAUAAGGAAUUUUAUGAUAAUGAGUCUUUAAUGUUUUUUUUUUUUUCAUUACUGUCCAUUACGAAUAAAUGUUUUUAUAAAAUCUAACUUAAUAAUUUAAAUAAUAUCAUUUCUCUCAGCAAUCUUUGUUUCUAGAAAUUCGUUAACAUUGUAAUAAUAAAAAAAUUGAUAGCACUUUUAUUUACAGAUCUGAGGUAGAUUAUAAUAUGCUAUUGUCCUUGGUUACUGAUUUAAAAGCAUUUUAGCUAUAACAUUAUUCACUUAAGCUUUUUAAGCUGCUCAAACUGCACAAUAAUAUUUUUAUGACCUAAAUUUUUCGUAAAUUACCGAUUCUGUAAUCUGAAGCUUCUAAAUUUUCGGAUAUUGUUAAGCCUUUGAGCAGCUGUCUCCUUGCAGACAUCUGUAAUCAUACUUGGAUACCAGAAUGUGGCGCCGAGGUUAAAGAUUUUAGAUUGUUCAUAGACGAGUGUGAUAUGUACGAAUACGACUGUGAUCAUAAUAGAACUUAUCAGGUAACUAACUACACCGACUGUUUUGGUCCUGCCACGGGGUGUCCCACUUUAAAGCAUAACUACAUACGCAUCGGGAAUUACAAGUAUCUGCCAGACGGAAGGAGGAUGAUAUACGAACCGACGUACGUUCCAACAUUACCAAUGCACAUGUUAAGAGGCAAGCGGAGGUAUACGCCUCAGCCGAUAAGGAAAAUUACAAAAACUAGACGUCACAUUUCCUCGACUCGUCCCGUGUUGGUAACAAAGAAGAGAACAGUUGUCUUAAAAAGGUUAACUUUCAUGAAGGGGGGGAAAAUUAUGGUCAAAAUAUUUAAAGGUUUCUCUUCGAAACCUACCAAACCUCCGGACCCAUGCUUAUUAUCAAAGACUUGUAAUCACACGUGGAUUCCGGAAUGUGGAUACGAAAAAGUCAAUAAAGAUUUUCGCAGGUUUCUGGAUAAAUGUGAUAUGUAUGAAUACAAUUGUGAUUACAAAAAAUAUUACUUAGAAACUGAUAUCAAUAAUUGUUCCGAUGAUCCUAUCACGCUUUCUACAGUCAAUCAGAUACCUAGUAUGAGCUCGGAGCCAACAGUAACAAAUAUUGAAUCAACUCUGCCAUUGACGACUAUUGCUUUAAGUUCAAGUGAAAUGAAUACAGUUUCAACUAUUACAAAUGAAAUCCUGAAUAAUGUUACUCUCUCCGUUGCUGAUGACAGUAAUGCCACAGUUGCAAUGAAUGGAUCUACAUUUGAGUCAACGAAUGCUAACGCAAUAGCUAGUGACUCUAUAAAUGUUACUACUGUUUCACUUAGUUCAACUGUAACAAAUGAUGUGCAUGUUAAUGAAUCUGAAACAGCUGCAGAGACAUUAGUGACGACUAUGUUGAGCUCACCAAUAGAUACUUCAUCUGUAAUAACGAUAUACAACAAUACUACUGAAACAUCAAUAAGUUAUAUGUUUUCUGAACAAAAUUCACCAACGUUGCAUAACUGUACAAGAUACUUAGUAACAAAUUUAGCUACUAAGCCAAUUACAUCUAGUAAAAGUGAAAAUGAUAUUAUCAAGCCAACUAUUUCAGAGACAACAAAAACCACAAUAAUUAAAAAUGAAAUUAAAAGCUAUAGUAAUUUAACAACUAAUGUAGUAGAAUUCACUCAAAACACAGAAACACUGAGUGAUUUGAAUAAAAAAACAAGCUUUAAAGCAACAGAUAGUCAGCCAUCAUUAGUCACUUGUGAAGCAUAUCCUAAAGAUUGUAACAGACCAAAUACUUGGGAAACGACAUUAAAGGGCGAGACAAGAGAUUUUUACCAGAUUCUCAAAGCACGCUAUGGUGAUCGUAUUAAGAUCUUAAGACAUACCACUCAUUGGCCAAGAAGAUCUGCCUUUAUCAUGGAGGAUAAUACAGAAUCAUUUGUAUUCGGGGAACAUGUUGAGACGAAGUAA
Messenger RNA from Bombyx mori (domestic silkworm), 2127 nucleotides. RefSeq lists its product as uncharacterized. The record is from RefSeq and is a predicted model, not a curated record. The transcript has 5 exons. Bases 664 to 2127 code for a protein of 487 amino acids. NCBI's taxonomy places the organism in Eukaryota, Metazoa, Arthropoda, Insecta, Lepidoptera, Bombycidae.